AUGACGAAGGAUAAAGGAAAGGAGAAGACACCAAGUAUAGAAUAUGAGAGCCUUACGUCUACACGGCUCCAGGAGCUCGUCGACGAAGAUAUCCGCAAUGUGGCGAGUGUGCUUGGCCUAGAGUCACCUAUCGGAUCCAUAUUGCUUCGUUAUUUUAGGUGGAACAAGGAUUUACUCCUCGAGAGGUUCAUGGAUGACCCCACUACCGUCCUCCGCAAUGUGGGCGAGCCUGAGCACAUCACUAGCGAAUCUUCUGGAGAACCGAAUGGUCGUCCGAACAAGCGUGCACGCUUCGACACCCCAUCCGACUUCGUCUGCGCCAUUUGUUGCGAUGACCAGCCCGAGAGCAUAUUCAAACUCAGAUGCGCACAUGCUUUCUGCGAACCCUGUUGGCAGAUCUACAUUACCUCGAAGAUUAAAGAUGAAGGACAAUGUCUAUUCAAUUGUAUGCAGGACGAAUGCAAGACGAUCGUCGACGACCCAUCGGUCCAGAAAUUGGUAGACACAUCUGCUUACGAUCGGUUUGUCCGUCUCCUGCUCGUCAUUGUCACUUUUUCUCACGAGCCAUUUGCCUCCAGGUAUCGAGAGCUCGUCACACAGUCUUAUGUUUCCGCACAUCCAGAGAUGCGGUUCUGUCCUCAUCCGUCAUGCAAUGAAACCGUGUCGUGUCCUAGUGGCAAAGGUUCUGUCCUUCUCACGGAAGUGCCCACAGUCAGGUGUGGACAUGGUCACGUAUUCUGCUUCGGUUGUGGUUUGGACUCGAACCAUCGCCCGCUCAUCUGCAAACUGACCACCGUCUGGCUCAAGAGCGCUCGAGAGGACGCGGGGACUGCUCAGUGGAUCAAGGCGAACACGCGGUCAUGCCCGAAGUGCGAGAACAGCAUCGAGAAAGCGGGGGGAUGCAAUCGCAUUUUGUGUCGCCAUUGCAACUUCCAGUUUUGUUGGCUCUGCAGAAAGAACUGGGAUAUCCAUGGUUACAAUAACGAGAUUUGCAACACAUGGAAAGAGCCCGAGCCUGAUGAAAUUAAGACCGAGGCAAAGCAAAACCUGGAGAAAUGGCUCUUUUACUUCGACCGAUUCAAUAACCACGAAUUGUCGGCGCGGCUUGAUCAAGAGUUGUGCGAACGUACGGAAGAGAAAAUGGUAAACGUACAAGAGAACAGUAACCUAUCGUGGAUCGAGGCGAAAUUCGUGCAAAAUGCAGUGGAUGAGCUCACAGCAUGUCGACUAACUCUGAAGUGGUCGUACGCUAUGGCCUACUUUCUCGCCGCUGGCAAUCAGAAGGAGAUGUUCGAGGAUAUCCAGGCUGACCUUGAGAAGGCAGUAGAAGCCCUUUCGCAGCUCCUGGAAGAGUCCAUCGAAGAAAGCACUAUCAAGACCUUGCGACAGCGGAUGAUGGACAAGACGGUCUACGUUCAGGGUAGACAUGAGAUUCUGUUGCGGGACACGGCAGAAGGUCUCGCGGAAGGUCGCUGGGAGUGGAAUGUCCUUCUAGAAUGA
Postia placenta MAD-698-R-SB12 is the source of this 1500-nucleotide messenger RNA. RefSeq lists its product as hypothetical. Gene Ontology annotation, cellular component: ubiquitin ligase complex; cytoplasm. The coding region runs from base 1 to 1500 and encodes 499 amino acids. Gene Ontology annotation, biological process: ubiquitin-dependent protein catabolic process; protein polyubiquitination; positive regulation of proteasomal ubiquitin-dependent protein catabolic process. The transcript is spliced from 6 exons. The record is from RefSeq and is a predicted model, not a curated record. Gene Ontology annotation, molecular function: ubiquitin conjugating enzyme binding; ubiquitin protein ligase activity; zinc ion binding. Lineage: Eukaryota; Fungi; Basidiomycota; Agaricomycetes; Polyporales; Adustoporiaceae.